GUUUUCCCUUAUCGUGCCUGUGAUAUUAAGAGGAAGGGCUAUGAUCGGACGCUCAUCGAUCACAUCGCUGUCGUAUUCUUUGAUGAUCUGGAACCAUUCAUUACGGGAUGCGUUUCACUUGAUAAUCAGGUCAACCAUUUGUAAUCACUUUAUUACAUAUGGAGAGUUCUGGAUCUGA
Molecule: messenger RNA, 178 nt
Organism: Gongylonema pulchrum
Lineage: Eukaryota; Metazoa; Nematoda; Chromadorea; Rhabditida; Gongylonematidae
Source: the annotation of a GenBank genome assembly